AUGUUAGGUGUUCGUCUGCUCCUCACAAUUACGUUCGAUCGAGAAAACAUCCCGAGAACAGAUCUUUUGAGUGCAGAAUAAUCGAUUCGUCAUCAUUUUUUCACGAAAGCUACUCCUAAAGUUUUCCUUGCUUCUGAAAAACUAGGAUCACUGUGAAUGAAAGUAUGAAUGCGUGGGAGGCAAAGGUGGAGAACCUUAAGCAGCAAGGAAAUGCAUGUGUUAAGGAGAAACAGUAUCAAAAGGCAAUGCUUCAUUACUCACACGCAAUCAAGUUAGAUCCACAAAAUUAUUCUCUCUACAGCAACAGAUCCUUUACCUUCCUAAUGAUGGAACGGUAUCGCGACGCUUUCAACGACGCUCUCAUAACCAUUCAACUGAAGCCUGAUUGGUCAAAAGGUUAUUUUAGGAGAGGCGAGGUUGAAUUGAAACUAUCCUCUUAUGAUGAAGCUCUUAAAUCAUACAACAAAGCUCUAUCUUUACAACCAAAUGAACCUAAAAUUUUAGAAGCAAUGAAUAAAGCAUCUAGAUUAUUGAUUAAAGACAGAAGAGCUGAUCAGCAGAUUCCAUGGGUGGGAGCUGGUGUUGGUAUUAUAUUAGGAGUCACGGUUGUGAUCGCCGACUAUGUUUUUACAAACAAACCUACUCUAACGCAUCCUCUAUUGAUGGCGUUAUUAACAAUGUCAAUAGCUAUGAUUGGUUUUGGCAUCGCAAAGGGACUUCGUUACUUCCUAAAACAUCAAAGAGAAUCAAUCCUAAAUUUAGAAAAUUUUUCUAUGUGUUUGCGAAAGAUCCUUGAAUUGAAUGAUACCUAUAUAAAAGAAAAUACACAAAGAAAAAAGAAAAAAGUGCGAUAAAGUAACAAGCAACUAGCAGCGAUUCUGCAAAGAAAAAUAUAAGUCUUUUUGAUAAUUUAUAAUACACUUUCAAAAAUUUAAUUUAAGAAAUACAGUAAUGUUUCACCGUUAUUUAUGCAUGUACAUAUAACUUAGCUGCAUAAAACUAAUGCAUGACUAUGACGUCUGUUGAACGAUAUACUGUGUGUUUUUUAUUGAAAAUAUAUAUUUUACAUAUUUUUAAUAUUACAAAAGAAUUUAUAUAUUUUCAAAGUACGUGAUGAAUAAGUUUGUUUCUAUAAACUAAACUGCAAAAGAAAACUACGAUGAAACAAAUUAAUAAUUA
Monomorium pharaonis (pharaoh ant) is the source of this 1179-nucleotide messenger RNA. RefSeq names its product hsp70-Hsp90 organizing protein 3. The record is from RefSeq and is a predicted model, not a curated record. The transcript has 5 exons. Gene Ontology annotation, molecular function: Hsp90 protein binding. The coding region runs from base 165 to 854 and encodes 229 amino acids. Lineage: Eukaryota; Metazoa; Arthropoda; Insecta; Hymenoptera; Formicidae.